This is a messenger RNA of Camelina sativa (false flax), 198 nucleotides long. RefSeq lists its product as uncharacterized. Gene Ontology annotation, biological process: translation. Gene Ontology annotation, molecular function: structural constituent of ribosome. Gene Ontology annotation, cellular component: mitochondrial large ribosomal subunit. The record is from RefSeq and is a predicted model, not a curated record. NCBI's taxonomy places the organism in Eukaryota, Viridiplantae, Streptophyta, Magnoliopsida, Brassicales, Brassicaceae.
AUGGAGCUAAUGGCUGUGACUAAGAAGAAGAUUUCUAAACACAAGAGAGGGAUAAGAAAUGGGCCAAAGGCUCUUAAACCUGUUCCUAUAGUUUUUUUGUGUUCCAGGAGUUGCGGGCGAGUUAAGCUGCCACAUUUGUUUUGUUGCAGUGGUGAGCGGCUAAACCCUAGUGAGCAAGGCAAUUCGAACAACUGAUAA